AUACCUUUCCCUCUUGAGUAACUCUCUUGUCUUUCCAAUCAGAAAGCAGCCUCUUGGAUUCUGUCUGGAACACUCUCAAUGCAGCUCACGUGAAACUGUGCUCUGCUGAAACCCUUUGGAAACAGCAGGACAUGAAAAUGAUACUUCACCGAUGGAUCUGAUGGAUUAACUACAGAUAAAACCUUGACAGCUUGUAAGCAAGUUCAAACUGUCUUGUCUUGUGGUUUGCAAGCCACAACGAUAGAACAACAUGGCACGAGGUUUAAAUUAACCAUGACUGCUCUUUCAUGACAGGACCAGCAGGAGCACACAGCGGAAUAUGUCCAACCGUAUGGGUCAUGAUCGGCCCAGAAAUCCCUUGCUCUCAGCUGUCUCGGCUCUCUUGUGGGCCUUGCACUUUGGAAUAUUGUUCGGAAGUGCACUGGUGACCGCUUGUCCCAAGAGCUGCCACUGCAUGGAGAAGAACAGCCUUGCCGUGCUGCAGUGCAUGUCGCGCAACCUGGAGAACAUCCCGGCUGACCUGCCCCGUGACACUGUAGUCCUGCUGCUGGCCUCAAACAGGAUUACCAAGAUCCCCAAACAGGCUUUUAAGGACCUCAACAUAUUACAGGAACUGGAUCUGUCCAACAACGCCAUUGAGACGGUGGACGCUGGGGCCUUCCAGGGGGUCUCCGACGUCCUUCGGAUCCUGGACCUGUCCAACAACCGCAUAAGCAGCGUGCCCAAAGAGGCAUUCGCCAAACUUCGGGCCAAAAUCAGCCUCUCCAACAACCCCUGGCACUGCGAGUGCAGCUUGCAGGAGGUCCUGAGGGAGCUGAGACUGGACCCAGAGACGGUCAACGAGGUGAGCUGUCACACGGCUGUGGCGGAGGAGUACGCCGGCAAACCCGUUAUCCAGGUCCUGGACUCGGGCAUCAACUUCUGCAACUUCCACCACAAGACCACCGAUGUGGCCAUGUUCGUCACUGUGUUCGGCUGGUUCACCAUGGUGAUAGCCUACGUGAUCUACUACGUGCGGCAGAACCAGGAGGAUGCCAGGAGGCACAUGGAGUACCUCAAGUCCCUGCCCAGCAGCUCGCAGAUCAGCAAAGACUUUGACACGAUCAGCACGGUUCUCUAGCAGGCCCGCUGUGGCACACAUUUGAGUGAGCGAGGGAGUGAGUGAGUGAGUGAGUGAGUGAGGGAGUGAGUGAGUGAGUGAGUGAGUGAGUGAGUGAGUAAGUGAGUGAGUGAGUGAGUGAGUGAGUGAGCGAGCGAGUGAGUGAGUGAGCGAGUGAGCGAGUGAGCGAGCGAGUGAGUGAGUGAGUGGAUGAUAGGGGGAAUGGUGUUCUUGAUUUUUAAACUGGGAUUUAUUUUAGGUGGCCUUAGGAGACGAUAGAUCUGGACUUCAUCUGGACCUUUAGUAUUUAUAAUCGCUCUCUGUCUUUCUGUGUGUACACAGAUAUACUAUCUUCAUUUGACCAGUUUCUCAAAGCAGGAAAAUAAUCCUUCCGCAACAGGAAAUGUGAAUUAUUAUGUGGAUUAUAAUGAGCAUUUGUGUAGGGGUUGAUACGUUUUUCGUCGGGGCAAAUCAAGACAUUUUAAAGUGGAAAUUCCAAACUUCAGAGGCCUUUUUAAACCUCAAAUCCACUAAAAGUUGCAUUUCCUGCGGCACAGGAACAUUUUCUUUGACAACAGAGUGAUCAAAUUACGAAAAAGGACAUACAUGGACAAAUCUGGCAUUUUAUCAUCUAGACUAUCAUUUCAUUUCUAUUCAGGUGAAGGCUAGUUCUUUUAGAACACCAUUUUUACUUGACAUCUCUUGCGAUACUGCAUUUAAGUGGGAGAGUUAUGCUGUUCAGAACUUGUUAUAUUUCCUUGUGGCACACAGAUUGGUUCCUAGCUACAACUCAUUAUACUCUGCAAACCACCCCAGAAUCCCCAUGUACAUGUGGUAAAUGCGCACCGUUGUCUGUUUACGCAACAUCUGUUUACAUGCAAAUUCAACGGAAUUCAUUAGACAAGUGGAAUAAAAGUCGAUUGAUAGCUAGACUGUUACAUUUCUGUCGCUUUAGCCCAACCAUUAACAUAAGCCAUACUAAUUUUUGUAUUGGUCUUUCUGUAGCUAUGUGGUUAUGAGACAUGCAUGCCGAAGUGCCUAUCUCCUUUGAGUUCUACACCUUAACACUGUGUAUUGGGCUGUACUAGAUCAUGUUCCCUCCCUGUCCUUCUGCCAUGUACAAUUCCCGCUAAUGCUGUCUUUUAAUCUAGUUAGUUGCUACUCAGGGGGGAAAGUUGGUUGCAAUGAAGUAAUUAUGGUGUCAUUGUCAGGUUGUAUACUGGUUACAUAAGGAGGUUUAAUUAAUGUAUUUUUAGCAAUCAAUAUAAAUUCAUCUUUAUCUGGUUAUUUGACCAGAUAACAACCAAAUAUGACAUCUGAUAUGACGUCUUCUCAAUCAAAAAAUCAGUUUACAACCAGAAAAUUGUUCUUAAGACGUGUCAAUUUUUGCCUGCUGGCUAGGAAGUUUUUAUCUGUGUAGUUAGACUUUCUCCUCAUUUUGUUUGGUGUUUUAGUGGUCAAAUGUGAGGCAACAUCUUGUAUGGUUUAUACAAUCUGUGCUUGUAUGGGAUAUUGACUUUGACUUCUACACCUUAAGACCACCGAUGUAUCCCACAUGCUAAAAUAGAUCAAAAUGUUUUAUCAAUGUUGUCAUAAUGUUCAAUGAAUGGGCCAAGUGUCCGUUUUUCUGGGACUGGGCCCGGUCUAAAGUGUUAUUGUCAUUAGGUCAUAUAUAUUUGCACAUUGUUAUAGAAUUGAAAGGUCUUCAGUCAUUUCUUGUAAUUACCAUUGUGCAAUUUCUGUUGUUUCUAUGUGUCAAUGUAGAAUUGUUACUUAGAUUUAUAAUCUGUGGAAUUCAAAAUGGACACCAUAGCAGCAUUUCAAAAUUAAGGUUGUUAUACAUAACUUUCUUUAGCUUACUUAACUGUUUAUUCUGCUUGUAUUUUGGCACUGUGGCUGCAAGGACAGUGUUUGAUGUAUGAAAGAACUAUGAUAUUGCUGUCUGAAAGUGCAUAAAACCAAUGCCUCUCGAACAGAAGGGCACACAAAAAAUGGAUCUAAUUUGUUUUACCGAGCUUGACCUGCAGAAGUAGAACUCUGACUUAUUGCUUUGUAGUGAUGAGAUUUCAUGAUGGCGCAGGGAAAGUUGAUGUCACGUUAAUAAUGGAUUUCUAAUCGAACGAGUGUUCUGUUCCUUGCAGAGAAUGUGUUUGCUAUUCUGAUUGAGUGUCCACAGAAUCCCAUUUAUUUGAGAGUGGAUUUUAGGGUUCCCUUCUAUCCAGUUGGUUUCUGUGAUAUACUAAUAUGUCCUUGUAAUUACACCUGAACAUGAAUGUUAUCGUGAAAUUCCUUUGGCAACAACUCCUCCAAACUGCAGGUGGUGUGUUAAUUCAGAUAUUUUUUCCGCCAAUUGGUAUUGUGACCAAUCACAUCAGAUCUGUUCACAUCAGAUCUUUUUCAGAGCUGAUCUGAUUGGUCAAAAUACAUUUCAGAAUUGGGCUGCCUGUGUAAACAUACUCAUGCACAUUUGUGGCCUGCUGGAGGUCAUUUUGCAGGGCUCUGGCAGUGCUCCUCCUUGCACAAAGGCGGAGGUAGCGGUCCUGCUGCUGGGUUCUUGCCCUCCUACGGCCUCCUCCACGUCACCUGAUGUACUGGCCUGUCUCCUGGUAGCGCCUCCAUGCUCUGGAGACUACGCUGACAGACACAGCAAACCUUCUUGCCACAGCUCGCAUUGAUGUGCCAUCCUGGAUGAGCUGCACUACCUGAGCCACUUGUUUGGUUUGUGAACUCCGUCUCAUGCUACCACUAGAGUGAAAGCACCGCCAGCAUUCAAAAGUGACCAAAACAUCAGCCAGGAAGCAUAGGAACUGAGAAGUGGUCUGUGGUCACCACCUGCAGAACCACUUCUUUAUUGGGGGUGUCUUGCUAAUUGCCUAUAAUUUCCACCUUUUGUCUAUUCCAUUUGCACAACUGCAUGUGAAAUUUAUUGUCAAUCAGUUUUGCUUCCUAAGUGGACAGUUUGAUUUCACAGAAGUGUGAUUGACUUGGAGUUACAUUGUGUUGUUUAAGUGUUCCCCUUAUUUUUUUGAGCAGUGUACAUUUUCAAGUUCAUAACUGUGCACUCUCAUCAAACAAUAGCAUGGUAUUCUUUUACUGUAAUAGCUACUGUAAAUUGGACAGUGCAGUUAGAUUAACAAGAACUGAAGCUUUCUGCCCAUAUCAGAUAUGUCCUGGCAAAUGUUCUUGUUACUUACAACCUCAUGCUAAUCACAUUUGCGCAAGUUAGUUCAAUCGUCCCGCGGGGGGAUACCGAUCCUGUAGAGGUUUUAAGCCUGAAUUCAAUCCAUUGCCAGAACAACUGCACUACGGAUUCACUAAUUUUGCUUACGCCCGACUUAGUCUAAUCCACUGAUGGGACUUGAGCCACGUAAACUUUUCAAAAUAGAUACGUUCCUUUCAACAUAAAAUACUUGUCCUGGAAACGUAAAGUGAUAUUGAAAGAAAUUUGAUUUUAGAGGUAACAGCCCUUUUGACUAGACUCAUCUGGCAAUGACUCAUCAAAUGGUCCUUACUCACAUUUUGUCCGCCCUCGCAAAUAAUACGUAAUCAACAAAAAUCUACACAUUUUGAUAAAUGACUCAAACCAAUGUUAAAAUUCUAUUAACCAUGAUUACUCCAAGGGAAGUAGAUCCAAGAGAAGUGAUAAGCCGAUCUGAUCGUUUUCAUGAGAACAGUUAGUAGACUUCGAAAGGAAAAGUAUGCUCCAGUGAUUCAUGUGAUGUAUCGAACUUUGAGAGUUAUUGCUCCACUACCUUUUCUUAUAAUGUGACAUUUAGGUUGGUAGCUAGUGAGAUGUGGUAAAACAGACAUUGUGGUCAAGACCAGAACUUGCAACCCAGGCCAGAACCCUUAAAACCCAGAUCUAGAGCCAACCUCUUGAGACCAAGACCCAGUGUAUCAAGGCCAUGACGAGACCAAGACCAGACCCUGUGGAUUGAGACUGUGAUGAGACAAAGAGCGCAUUUCUGUGCUGCAGUGGUCUCAAGACCACGAGACUCCUUGUCUCAAUACACUCAGGGAACAUAUACAUAUCCCGCUCUUCCUCUCCCACACCUGUAAUGAUAAUAUGUAUAGUCAAAACUAUAGGUUGCAUUUAAAUGAAUGUCUCCCUAGGGCCACACUUUCUUAGCGUACACUGUAGCUUCAUGCAACACAUUGUUGCACUUUUUAUUCAAAUUUUCGCCCUUCACUUACAUCUUUAUAGAAAGCGUACAACAUCAUGAUAACAAUUUUGCAAGUAAUAAGUUAGUUAGUUCAGUGCGGUUUUGCACACAGAAAAUUAUGCUCUAUAACAUGAUACAAAGUUCAUACAAUUGGGAACUUCAAUGUCUUCUGUAGCUCAAUAAGUAGCGACUUCAUUUCCUGUACACAUGACUAUCAUCAACAACACAUUAUUCUCCAUCUCUAUUCAUGAAAGGAAAUGAGCAUGAUACAUUAGUUAUCAGCUGGCUGCUGAUUCACAACUAAUUUGGCAGCAUUUGCUGAAGGGAUACAAAUGAAGAUGUAAGUAUCAGCAACUGUUUGGCACGCUCAACAAGGCAAAGUUGGGUUACAAAUGUAUUGAGUGGUCACCAGUAUUUGAAUCUGUUGUCAAAAUCUUUUUGUUUGUGGUAUGAUGUUUAUUAUGUAUGCAACAGAAUUUCCGAACCUAGAGAUAAAAAUCUGUUAGGAAAAUGCAUUGUGGUUAAGGAACAGUGAGAGAGACAUGAAUGCCUCCCUCUGUCCUCAUUACUUCAAACAUGAGCCAAAAGACUCCUUCCUUCCUGUUGCAUUAUUCUUAGACAUUGUGAUUUGAGGUAGAUCAUGUGUGUACCAUAGAGUCUGCAUUAUGAAACGGUCAUUCAUACAGGCAAUUCAUUACUUUCAAAGGACUGGGUGCUGAAUGACCUCAUGAUAUCAGAUCAAUGUGGCUCUCAAAUAGCAUUAAGAGGUCCGGAGAGCAAGUGAGUAUUGUUGCAUACUGUUGACUCUCAGCGACAUCGCCUACCGUUUAGUGACUGGCAUUGUUCUGGGUAGUGGGUCCUUUUUAUUUCACCUUUAUUUAACCAGGUAGGCUAGUUGAGAACAAGUUCUCAUUUGCAACUGCGACCUGGCCAAGAUAGAGCAUAGCAAUUCGACACAUACAACACAUAGAGUUACACAUGGAACGAACAAAACAUACAGUCAAUAAUACAGUAGAACAAAAGAAAACAAAAAGUCUAUAUACAGUGAGUGCAAAUGAGGUAAGAUAGGGGAGAUAAGGCAAUAAAUAGGCCAUGGUGAUGAAGAAACUACAAUAUAGCAAUUAAACACUGGAAUGGUAGAUGUAAGACCUGGUUCGAGAUGAAUGUGUUCUGCAAACGUCUUUGUCAGGCUGAGAGGCUUCCGGAUAAAAACAUUGCACUCAAUAAAACAGUGGGGGCAUUCAACAUUAUGUGGUAUCUAUCUUUAUUUCAAGAAAAUAUCAGAGCCAGUACAGUAUGGUUUGGGUUGACACGAUAGUAUGAAAAUUGCAUUAGUAUGUGUAUUAUUCCUAACUUUAACUGUUAACAUUAAUCUGCAAUAUUCCACCCCAUCUUCCUUGUCCUCCUCUCUUCUUUUCCCUCUCUUCCUCUGCUCCUCCUCUUCCUCUCUUGAACCUCUUUCUCUCCUCCAUCUCUUCCUCCUCUUCCACUCCUCCUCUUCAUCUUAGUCAUCUGCAUCUGCCAGUUACUGGAUGCCCAUAAACCACUUCUGAAAUGUGUUCGGCCUCAGAAAGCAGCGCUGAGGUUUCCCAUUAAUCACAUUUCGAGGAGGGAGGGCUUCAACCAUUGACAGCGUCCGUAAAUUUAGACUUCAUCAAUCAACUGAACUUCAGUGGCAUCUGUAAUGCAGAGUCAAUAUUUUAGGUCAUCUUUCCCUUCGAUUCUUUAGGGUUUUGUACGCCCUUCUAUGUGUUUUUUUUUCACCGACUUGAUUACGGUGGUGUUGCUGCAAAGUUAACUCCAAUUUCACAUGAAUGGAAAUUUUGGAUUCCAAACACAGGGAGUAUUUUGGGCUAUUAUUCUGAUGAGAGAGCAUCAGCACCAACCAAACAAAGGUUUAAUGUAUAUUUUAUCUGAUUUUAAUUGCAGCCUCAGGGAUAGCGUAUGCAGAUCUGAAAGAAUGGGCAAUGCAUAUUAAUCGAGAUUAUUCAUUGGUACGGUUCAUUAUCACUAAAAUUUACAAAUCUAUCUCAACCAGCCCCCAUCUUCCCAUUCAAAGCAAUUAUUUUGCCUUCAGAGAUUAAUGUCUGUCCAUUAACUGGUAUAAAUGUUACCUAUAGAUUUGGUGGUAUAUUUGGGAAGGGUGUAGGAAUAAAUCAAUACCUGAACCUCACUAACACCAUCUUUGUCACGAUCGUCUAUGGGUGAGAGAGAGGACCAAGGCGCAGCGUGUGCAAAAUACAUUCUCUUUUAUUUAGAGAAAGGAAAAACACGAAACGAACACUGAAUACAAACUAAACAAAACAACCGUGAAGCUAAAUUACGUAAGUGCAAUGACAAGCAACAACCGUUCAACAUAGACAAUUACCCACAAAACCCCAAUGCCUAUGACUGCCUUAAAUAUGGCUCUCAAUCAGAGACAAUGAACCACAGCUGCCUCUAAUUGAGAACCAAUCUAGGCAGCCAUAGACAUAACUAGACAACUACACUAGACACUGCCCCAUACACAUACAACACCCCUAGACACUACAAAAACACAUACAUUCCCCAUGUCACACCCUGACCUAACUAAAAAACAUAAAGAAAACAAAGAAUACUAAGGCCAGGGCGUGACAAUCUUGGAAAACAGCAACCCUCAGAACCUAUAGGAAAUCAUACAUUCAGUGCAGCCUGUAAAGUAGCCUGCCUCGCUGUAAUGUCUAACUAAUGUAAUUAAGAAAGUGGCACCCCGGAGCUGCACUAGAUGUCAGGGCAGGGUUUACAGGAUAAGAUCGAACACGUUACAACCUGGCACGUCAGUGUAAAGGCCAAGGUGGUUUUGGAAGGGGUCAAGUGCUCUGUAAGAACAGUGGGGUGAGAUUCUACAGGGGUACAACAGAUGGUGCAUGGAGUGUG
Molecule: messenger RNA, 8157 nt
Organism: Salvelinus fontinalis (brook trout)
Lineage: Eukaryota; Metazoa; Chordata; Actinopteri; Salmoniformes; Salmonidae
Product: leucine-rich repeat-containing protein 3-like
Exons: 1
Coding region: 320-1120 (266 amino acids)
Cellular component (GO): extracellular matrix
Molecular function (GO): protein binding
Source: RefSeq, a predicted model, not a curated record